Messenger RNA from Trichoderma breve, 1455 nucleotides. Its product is annotated as major facilitator superfamily domain-containing protein. The record is from RefSeq and is a predicted model, not a curated record. Gene Ontology annotation, biological process: transmembrane transport. Gene Ontology annotation, molecular function: transmembrane transporter activity. The transcript has 2 exons. Bases 1 to 1455 code for a protein of 484 amino acids. Lineage: Eukaryota; Fungi; Ascomycota; Sordariomycetes; Hypocreales; Hypocreaceae.
AUGAACCAUGGUCAGGUACUCAGUGAAAAAUAUGACAGAGAGGAUAUCUUGCCGACUUCCGAGGCUCAAACGAACAACAAUGACCAAGGAGCUAUGAGCGAUGAGACGGAAAAGGGAAACCUAGAGUUGAUGGUCGAGUCUUCGGAUCUGCAACCAGCAAACAAUGCACCCCCUCCGCCCCCAAACGGGGGCUAUGGAUGGGUCGUCACCGCCGCCAUCUGCAUCAUCAACGCUCAUACAUGGGGCAUGAACUCAAGUUACGGAGUCUUCUUGGCGUACUACAUCAAAAACAACACUUUCCCCGGGGCAACGACUCUACAGUAUGCCUUUGUUGGCUCCCUCAGCAUUAGCUGCGCCAUGGCCAUCUCACCAUUCGCAACCAUAGCCGUCAAGAAGUACGGCACCAGACAGGUGAUGCUCCUCGGCGUUGUCCUCGAAGCAGGCAGUUGGAUUGCAGCAAGCUUUGCCUACAAGAUAUGGCAUCUGUUCCUCACCCAGGGCGUUCUCUUUGGCAUCGGCAUGGGAUGCCUCUUCACAGCCACGGUGGGCAUUAUCCCUCAGUGGUUUACGACUCAUCGCUCUUUGGCCAACGGCAUUUCCGCUGCCGGCUCAGGCAUGGGAGGUCUUAUCUACUCAUUUGCUGCUGGUGCCAUGAUUCAGAACCUAGGGCUUGCGUGGGCCUUCAGAAUACUCGGAAUCCUUGCAUUCGUCGUGAACUUCACCUGCAGUCUUUUAGUUAAAGACCGCAACAAGAUUGUAGGAUCGACGCAUCUGGCUUUCAAGAGUACUCUUUUGACGAGAGCCGAGUUCCUGCUGUUUAUCCUGUUCGGCUGGUUUAGUAUCCUGGGCUAUGCUGUGGAUAUUUUCAGUCUCGCCAACUACGCCAACGAGAUUGGCCUUCAAUCGUCUCAGGCUGCUCUCAUCAACGCAUUUUUUAACUUAGGCCAGAGUAUAGGCCGGCCGAUAAUGGGGUAUUUCAGCGACCGAACUGGACGGAUGAACAUGGCCGCCAUCUGCAGCUUCUUGGCUGGUGUCUUUUCGCUGGCCAUCUGGAUCAACGCCAAAACAUACGGCGUGCUGAUCCUCUACUCUAUCGUAUGCGCCGAAAUUGUUGGGUUACAAGAUGUGCCCUCUGCUCUUAAUAUUAUGUGGCUGAUGAUUCUGCUUCCCUGCACUUUCAGCGAGCCAAUUGCUUUGCAGAUUGUGUCCGGAACUGGAAGUUAUCUGGGUACUCAAUUAUGGACAGGCCUGAUGUUUAUUGCUGCUACAAUCUGCAUGGUUAUACUUCGUGGGUGGAAGAUUGGUGAAAUCGACGAGCUUGCCAGAGCACGUAACGAGAGACCGGAGGACGUCGAUCGAUAUAAGACGAGCGAUAACGAGGAACUGAUUGAGCAAGGAAGAAAGGCUGGCCGACGACGAAUGCUUGUUGAUUUCUACAGGAAGAGGGUUGUAUGA